Molecule: messenger RNA, 977 nt
Organism: Aphidius gifuensis
Lineage: Eukaryota; Metazoa; Arthropoda; Insecta; Hymenoptera; Braconidae
Gene: lsn
Product: vacuolar-sorting protein SNF8
Exons: 3
Coding region: 100-858 (252 amino acids)
Biological process (GO): protein transport to vacuole involved in ubiquitin-dependent protein catabolic process via the multivesicular body sorting pathway
Cellular component (GO): ESCRT II complex
Source: RefSeq, a predicted model, not a curated record
GUGUUCUUGUGUUGAUAUUUUGUAUGUUUUUGACACUUUUGACAUUAAAAAUAUAAUUUACCUAAUUGAAUAAGUCAUAAAAAAAAAAAAACAACAACAAUGAGAAGAAGAGCAGGAAUUGGUGCAAUUCAUAAACAAAAACUUGAACAAGAAAAAUACAAAGACAAAGGUACUGAAAUACAAGACAAUCAAUUUGAUAAAAUGACAAAACAAAUGGAUAUAUUUCGUACAAAUCUUGAAGAAUUUUCAUCAAAGCAUAAAAUUGAUAUUAAAAAAAAUGCCCAAUUUCGUCGUCAAUUUACUGAAAUGUGUGCAUCAAUUGGUGUUGAUCCAUUAGCAUCUGGUAAAGGUUUUUGGUCAGUACUUGGUAUUGGUGAAUUUUAUUAUGAACUUGCUGUACAAAUUGUUGAAGUAUGUCUUGCAACAAAUUAUAAAAAUGGUGGUUUAAUAACACUUGAUGAAUUACGUGAUAAAUUAGUUCAAGCACGUGGAAGAAGAAAAGAACAUCAAGAUAUAACAAAUGAAGAUUUAUUAGAAGCUGCUAAAAAAUUACGUAUAUUUGGUAAUGGAUUUACAAUUGUACCAAUUGGUAGAGGUAAAUAUUUAGUUCAAUCAGUACCUGGUGAAUUGAGUAUGGAUCAUACAGCAGUUCUUCAACAAGCAAGUGCAUCUGGCAAUGCUUUUACAUCAGUAUCAAUAUUAGAAAAUGAAUUAAAAUGGGAAAAAGAUAGAGCACAAAAAGCCAUGGAUCACAUGGUUAAAAUGGGACUUGCUUGGCUAGAUGACCAAGCUGAUACUAUUACUCUUUAUUGGUUUCCCAGUAUGUUCAAUGCUUGUGUAUCAACUUCAACUUUAUAAAAUAAAUACUAUCAAUAUGUUUUUUUCCACAUUUGACUAAUGAUGGUGUAUGGUUUAUUUUGACGUCACCUGUCACUCUCAUCUGUCUGGCAUCUGAGGAAAUUAAAAUGUAUAUUAUU